UGUCAUUAUGGGCGCUCAACAUUUUGUAUAUACCCUAGAGCUCUCGCUCUCUUCCCCCUUCUUUGCUCUUGCGAGAUCCUUUCACGCCACAGUGCGCGCUGCUAGCAGUGCUACACCCUUCAACUUCCGUAAUGUCCUCUCAACCGCGGCCACCAAACUUUAUUAUCUUUGGUGAGAUGGGAGUCGGCAAGAGCUCGUUGGUAAAUCUCAUCGCUGGGAACCAACUUGCUACCUCCUCGUCCGGUGCACAAUCUUGCACACUCGAAUCAACCGAGUAUCCAGUCACAUUUUCGGAUCCCCGGCUUAAUGUAAAUCUAUAUGAUACAGUGGGCUUGGAUAGCCCCUCUAUGAACAGUGCGGGGUAUUUAGAUGCCCUUGUGAAGGCACAUGAGCUCAUCGUCUCGCUCAAGAACCGAGGGGGUGUACACGGCCUACUUUUCUGCAUCAAGGCUGGCAGAGUGUCGAACACUAUGCAGCAGAACUACAGAUUAUUCUUCGAGUUCCUGUGCCAGGAACAGGUGCCUCUUGCCCUAGUCAUUACCAAUCUUGAGAACGAGCCCACUGACAUGGACGACUGGUGGACGAUGAACAAGGCACAUAUCGAAAAAUCCGGCAUUGUCCCCGUUACACAUGUCUGCAUUACGACCAUCAAGGGCUACAAAAACGCAUACGAGGCCAGAUACUUCGAAUCCAGGACGAAGGUGCUCAAUAUGCUUAGGGAACUUAGUAAUAAUGAUGCAUAUUCGGUGGACGUGAGUAGUUGGUUUGCGCGGGUGUGUAAGAAGCUGCGGGAGUUUUUGGUUCCGGCCAAAGGGUUGGGGAGGAGUCGUCAGAAGAUGCUGCAGAUGCUCACGAAGCGUUGCAAGCUGCGCAAGGAAGAUGCGGUGCAACUUCUUCAAAGGAUUGACGCGGAUGAAGAGAGACUAGGGACUUGAUCAAAUUUAAUCAUAAAAAGACAGGCUAUCGAGGACGUAGUCAUCUAAAUCUACAUACCAGCACUUCAUAUUCAUACGAUAUUACUACAAUUGAUUCCAGUGUUGAUCACUUUA
This is a messenger RNA of Suillus discolor, 1049 nucleotides long. RefSeq lists its product as uncharacterized. Lineage: Eukaryota; Fungi; Basidiomycota; Agaricomycetes; Boletales; Suillaceae. The transcript has 2 exons. The coding region runs from base 132 to 935 and encodes 267 amino acids. The record is from RefSeq and is a predicted model, not a curated record. Gene Ontology annotation, molecular function: GTP binding.